AUGGCCUCUCAGAAGCAGCAACAGAAGGCCAAUCGAUGGGGCUUCCUGUCACAAGCGGUGGCCUCUGUCGAAGCCGGUCUAGAUACGAUACUAGCCGAGGAUGAAGCGGCGCCGAAAAGGACGGCGCCAGUCGCCACAAAACAAGCGAAGGACACCCCGUCCUCAACCCGUCCGUCAGCAGAGCUACCAAGGAGUGGUGCCAGCACUCCGGGCAAUGACCGUCUGCAAGCCCGACUGGCGAAAGCGAUGGCACAGAAGAAUCAGGGCCGAUCAGAGUCCCCUGCUCCAACUUCCACCAUGGAUCCUCAGCCCGAAAAUGCCUCAGUGGAACAGAAGGCAUCAGAAGAGAUCGGCCGGGGAGGGAAGGGGCCUACGGAUGAGGUUGAGGAGACGAACGUCGGCGGGCCACAAAUGUCAGAGAAUCCCACAGUCGGAGAGCCUUCAGACGCAACGAAAGAUUCUACAGAACCCGUGAUAGAAGAAAGGACAAAGUCAACGCCUUCUCAGACUGCAUUGGACGCUCCCACAUCUCAAGCGGACUCUCUCCGGCCAUCCACCGAAGCAGCCCUGAACUCUACAAUAUCGUCAUCGGUUCGGGCAUCCACGGAAUCAGUGAACAAAGCAGACCCGGCUCUACUUCACUCGCAACUAGAAGCUGAGGCCUCAAGACAGAAGUUACAGGAGGAGUUGAACGAUCAUAUCGAGCGCAUAGAUGGUCUACAAGCCAAGCUGAAAUACCUAUCCGCUCAAGCCGCCAAAAGCGCCAAGGAUGCUGCUGUAGCCGCUGAGGCUGGUAGCACCGAAAAGCAGAUCCUGGAGAAGGAUGAGAAGAUCGCCCUUCUGAUGCAGGAAGGCACGACCCUACAGAAGACAGAGUUGACGCUCCGACAGACUGUCAAGAAGCUGCGUCAACAAACAGCAAGCACCGAAAAGGCAAGCAGCGAUAAUAAGCAGCGAGCCGAGCGGGCUGAGCGCAAUCUGCGAAUCGUGGAAGAUCGAGCAAGGAAGGCAGAAGCCGUGGCGAAGCGAGCAGAGCAGAACCUCGCCUCCAGUGCACACGCCACGAGCGGUCUCGAAGCCGUCACGAAGGAGAGGGACGCACUCAACGCCACUCUCGCCGACAUCCGCACACAGCUCUCACGAGCCAACGCCCGAGCCGAUGCCGCCGAGAGUAAGGCUACGGCAGAGCAACUUGAGAAAGAACGCAAGAAGACCGCGGAUCUUCAGGACGACAUCACCAGCGCUAAAGUCGAGCGAGAACUGGCGGAAGAGAAGCUGAAAAGGGAGAUCAAGGAUCUGAAAGCUUCGCUGGAACGCGAGAAGGCGCACUCGCGAGCCAUGGAGACCGAGAUGCUGGGCGAGCAAGCCGCUCUCGAGAGCAAGCUGGAAUCGUUCCGAGCACGGGCUGAAGAGGCGUCCUCGAGCGACCAGGGCGGCGUACAGGCCAAACUCCUACGGCAGAUCGAAACGUUACAGAGUCAGUAUGCCGCCGCCAGUCAGAAUUGGCAGGGCAUCGAAGGAAGCCUGUUGAUCCGGAUCACGAAUCUGGAGAAGGAGCGAGAUGAGGUCGCGGCCCGCGAGUCGGACGUGCGGAGAAAGCUACGGGAGACGACGUCGAAACUCAAACGGGCGGAAAGAGAUCUCGAGGACGCACAGAACCGUCUGCCCGAGACCGAGAAGCUGUUGGGCGAAGCAGAAGAAGAAGGGCAGCGUCUGUCAGCAAAGAUCAAGCAUUUGGAUGGAGAGGUUGCGCAAGCACGAAAAGACCUCGAUGAACAGAAGGCACAGGCCGAGCGAGACACAGUUCGUCGAAUUGAGGAAGAGAGGGCUAAAUGGACCGCAUCUCUCCAAACCCAGCGUAUUGAGUCGCCAAUGUCAAGCUUUCGCAAAGCAUCCGGCCUGGCACUGGACGUGUCGGAUCGACCGACCAGCCGACGGUCUUCAGUGUUCCCCGAUAUCCCUCUGCGGCAACAAUCUCACGCAUCUCUCAAAGGACUUUCCAACGGUGGGAUGCUGGAGACGCCGUCCAUUGUUACUUCGCAAGACCCCGACGAGUAUUUCAACAACGUCCCACCCACCCCAGCUUCUCAAGGCCACGGUAACUCCCCUCGUGCGCUGCACGACCUCGUGUCCACUUCGACUGUGGGUGCUGGCCCUUCGGUGCAGCUCGUCGAGCGCAUGUCGGCUAACGUCCGCCGGCUCGAGAGUGAAAAGGCCGCUUCCAAGGAUGAGAUAGCGCGUCUGACGAGCCAGCGUGACGGGUCCCGCUCCGAAGUGGUGAAUCUGAUGCGCGAGGUGGAGGAGAAGCGCAACGUCGCGGAGCGGCUCAAGACUCUGGAAGAAGAGUAUAAAGCGCUGAGCGAUCGUUACUCGACCACGCUGGAGCUGCUGGGCGAGAAGAGCGAGCUAGUCGAAGAGCUCAAAGCCGAUAUCCUAGAUGUCAAGCAGAUGUACCGCCAGUUGGCGGAUACGAUGGGAAAGUAG
Messenger RNA from Cyphellophora europaea CBS 101466, 2484 nucleotides. RefSeq lists its product as uncharacterized. The coding region runs from base 1 to 2484 and encodes 827 amino acids. Lineage: Eukaryota; Fungi; Ascomycota; Eurotiomycetes; Chaetothyriales; Cyphellophoraceae. The transcript has a single exon. Gene Ontology annotation, cellular component: Golgi apparatus; endoplasmic reticulum. The record is from RefSeq and is a predicted model, not a curated record.